Molecule: messenger RNA, 360 nt
Organism: Protopolystoma xenopodis
Lineage: Eukaryota; Metazoa; Platyhelminthes; Monogenea; Polystomatidea; Polystomatidae
Source: the annotation of a GenBank genome assembly
UUGGAAGCUCCAGCCGACUUCAUUUGUUUCAUGAACUCGUCUCAAGCUCCACAGAUCAACUGCACCUGGUCCCCCCCUGAAGUGCUAACUGGCCGGAUCGCCGGCUAUAACCUUGUCUACACAGCUUUGGAUCCCAACCAAAAAAGUAACUCAUGGUAUCAGAAGUUUCUAGAUGGUUCGAUCCAUGUAGACGAAAAAACGCUUUCAGCCCUUCUUACCAGGGGCCUGCGCUUCGGACCGACCUACGCGAUCACGAUCACCGCUACAACGUUAUUAGAUAUCUCAGGGAAAGCCAGUUACACAGAAGUCAACAUGACGUCGGAAGGUCAGUCAUUCAAGAAGUUUAAGUUAAGUACUUAA